AUAUAAAAAACUUGAUUAAUUUGCAGGAACACGUGUAAAAUUAAACUCUUUAUCUUGAAACUAAACUCUAGAUAAAGAGACUAUGACUCUAUGAUUUUAUCGAUUUUAUUAUCAUUAUUUUUGAGUCGCUACAAAGGUUGAGACGCAAAAAUGCUGAAAAUGUCAUCUCUAUUAAGUGCCAGUUAUGGCCGUUAUGACCUUAAAAGAAUUUUCAUUUUCUAUGUCACCAGGAAAUUCAAAUCAACCUCAAACAAGGUUGAGCUGACUCAGGUACGGUACCCUAAAUUAAAGAGAGGAGGCUUUGCCACCCUCAAUGACAGGCAUCUGACAACCUUCAAAAACAUUUUGCCUGCUGUAAGGGUUUUGACCUCUGAAACGGACGACCUCGAGCUCUUCAAUACAGACUGGGCGCGAACAGUCCGAGGCAACAGCUCGGUGGUCCUGAUACCAAAGACGACGGAGGAGAUUUCGGAAAUAUUACAGUUUUGCAAUCAAGAAAAACUGGCCGUGUGCCCUCAGGGUGGAAACACAGGUCUGGUUGGCGGCAGUGUGCCCGUGUUUGACGAGGUCAUCCUUAGCACUUCUCUGAUGAAAAAGAUUGACCUCAUUGACACCGAUUCAGGCGUAAUUGUUUGUGAGGCUGGUUGCAUCCUUGAAGAUCUUGACAAUGCUCUUAAGGAUAAAGGACUGAUGAUGCCUCUUGACCUGGGGGCCAAGGGCAGUUGUCAGAUUGGCGGGAAUAUCUCUACAAAUGCUGGAGGUCUUCGGCUUUUGCGCUACGGCAGCAUGCAUGCCAACACUUUGGGGCUAAUUGCUGUCAAAGCUGAUGGCACUAUAGUGGACUCUCUCAGCUGCUUAAAAAAAGACAACACUGGAUAUGCCUUGCACCAUUUGUUCAUCGGAUCCGAGGGCACCUUGGGAGUUGUCACAAAAGUGGCCAUCCAGUGCCCACCAGCGCCUAAAGCUGUCUCGCUAAUGUUUCUAGGUCUUCAAGAUUUUGACGCUGUUCUGAAAACGACGCAGAAGGCCAAACACCUUCUUGGAGAAAUUCUGUCCGCUUGUGAAUUGAUGGACCUCGAGUGCGCUGAUGCAGUGACGGAAAAUAUGAAAAUCAAACUUCCGCUCGCAAAAAUGCCGUUCUACAUUAUUCUUGAAUCGUCUGGCAGCAACUUGGCUCACGAUGAGGAAAAGCUCAAUAAUUUUUUGAAAGUUUUAAUGGAUGAAGGCCUUGUCAUCGAUGGAACAGUGAUCACAGAGCCAUCCAGAAUUAAAUCCGUGUGGCAUAUCAGAGAAUGCGUUGCUGAGGCACUUUUGAGAGAUGGGUAUGUUUACUCGUAUGAUAUAACUCUGCCUGCUCGAAAUUUCUACGACCUUGUUCCUUUUUUCAAUGACAAAGUCAAAGAAGCUGGCGCAAUUCGUUGUUGCGGUUUAGGUCACUUAGGUGAUGGAAAUCUUCACUUUACCGUAAGUUCAGCCGAGUUUUCACACAACAUCAAGGGCUUGAUUGAACCGUUGAUUUAUGAGUGGACCUCUAAGCACAGGGGCAGUGUCAGUGCCGAGCACGGCAUUGGGCUGAUGAAAAGGGACUUUUUGAAGUAUUCCAAGAGUGAGGCUGCUAUUGAAGUAAUGCGAGGUAUUAAAAGUGUUUUGGAUCCGAAUGGAAUUCUCAACCCAUAUAAAGUGCUGCCUGCUAUAGCUGAGUAGAAUAUAUUGAUAAGUUACAAGAUCUUGUGAUGAAAAUGUAUUUUUUUAAAUUAAUUAAGAGUUGUUAUAUCUUGGAGCAUCAUGAUUUGUAAAAUGAAAAAAAUACUUUUACGCCAGUAAAAGUGAUAUUUUUUGUAACAAUAAUUUUCUACUUAUAUAGCUGAGGAAUGUAAAGCAUUGUAUGACUGCUCGUAGAUUUGGUAUAUAUGUCACGUUGGCUUAUAUGUAAGAGGGGGACAUGCGAACUUAUUGAAAAUGCUGUGAAACCAUAACAAUUCAAGUGAUUGAUCACGGCAAAAGAGAGAGUGGGGAAUAUUUUUGGAAUGACUUUUGGCAGACUGUGUGCACGCGAGUAUAAUAACUUUACAAAACUUAUUACGAUGCAGUACAUGCACCUGUGCUAUUUUUUUUUUUUAUAUAUAUUUUACCAAAACAUCAAUGUUGACCAUAAAUUGAUGAAAAAAUUUAAUUUUUUUUUGUUAUUAAAUUUUCAAUACAUGAAACAAUGGUGAAUUAAAAAAUAUAUAUCAUUUAUAUUCUUAUUUUUCUGUUAACCUUCAUAAAACUAUAAUAAAAAUAACAUAAUUGUUAUAAAUGCAAUUAAUUUUUUAAAUAUAUGUUAAGCUGAACAAUUUUAUAAACUUAAUAGGACAGCUAGGUUAAAAAAUUAUUAAAGUAGCAAUUUCUUUAUUUUCUUAUUCCUACUUACAAGUUUUUUUUCUUCCUUUUUAACGUGCUAAGUAAAUGCAAUUUUGAAAAUAAUGUAGAAUAAAUAAAUAUU
Neocloeon triangulifer is the source of this 2485-nucleotide messenger RNA. Its product is annotated as D-2-hydroxyglutarate dehydrogenase, mitochondrial-like. NCBI's taxonomy places the organism in Eukaryota, Metazoa, Arthropoda, Insecta, Ephemeroptera, Baetidae. Gene Ontology annotation, molecular function: FAD binding; catalytic activity. The transcript is spliced from 7 exons. The coding region runs from base 151 to 1704 and encodes 517 amino acids. Gene Ontology annotation, cellular component: mitochondrion. The record is from RefSeq and is a predicted model, not a curated record.